Molecule: messenger RNA, 1245 nt
Organism: Aspergillus heteromorphus CBS 117.55
Lineage: Eukaryota; Fungi; Ascomycota; Eurotiomycetes; Eurotiales; Aspergillaceae
Exons: 2
Coding region: 388-1245 (285 amino acids)
Source: RefSeq, a predicted model, not a curated record
CGCUCUUCUCAAUCCAACUCAAGUUGGUCUAUCCUCAGGGACUUUAAUCACCGCUUUCUCCCACCAAUUGAACUCCAUCUCCCACUCAACCACCCCACUGGUUGUCUUGGCCCGGAAGGCGGGGUGCAAAACAAAGCAGUGAGCUGACAACUCACUGAGGCUAGCUUGAGCCACCAAUGCUCUUCUUACAAGCGAAUUGAUCGUGGACCCUGGCCAAUCCACUUAUCUUCAGGAUAGACAAUUCCCGAGUUUGGCGCUUCAGCUCAUACCCGGCCUGGCGAGCCUGCGCUGUACGGGCAUUCAGCACAUAAGGACCCUGUCAUCACAGUUACGACCGGCCACUCUUCCGAAAGACUCUAUCUUCCGCCGCCAAAGCUACCCCUCGCAAUGAUGCUGCCUCUUAUCCGUCGGUUUCGGCGACUACCACCUUCAUCCAACAACGAGUCGAGCAAUCCCCCCGGCGAGAAUGCACAACGGCCAGCCGCAGAUGAUGUCACCUACUACCCUAACUGUAUGGAUGUGCUAAAGGUCCGGUACCUGCUGCACCACAUCUGGCAGUGGACGAGAAACUCCGACGAUUUGCUGCCCGUUGAGAUUGUAGAUAUGAUCGUGGAUGCAGGCGAAUACUGGGCCUCAACCGAGUCCGUUCUGGAAGGAGAGACGGUGAUCCGAAAGGACCAGGAUCAGGUGCUUCUCACGACGGUACCUUUGUGCUACGAUGUGCAGACGCUAGGUUCCGCCUCUCCCAAGUCGCUGCCGCACCGAACCGUGCACCCGUGCCGCAGGGUUAUCUUCACUAUCUCGUCCCACGAUCAGGGCUGGGGCGGAGGCGCUGGAAGCCGAGGCCAGUAUGGGGGCUCCUAUUCGUGGUUUGACGCGGAAAUCUUGCAUGCAGCCCAUCAACGGCCCCAGCCUGUGGCCCCUGAGGAGCAGGGUCCAUUUGACUUUGGCCCUGACCAUCCUCACUUACUCCCCAAUGCCCACCGGCUACAGUCGAACCGAACUGCCGUGGGAACCUGGCAAUUUCAUACCAUCGUCUGGGAUCAUCUUGAUGAUGUUGCAGCCGACUCGGGCGAGGCGGAGGAGAUUGAACGUAGUCAAGGUCGGGGCCGAGCCACGCUGGAUGGGAGCCAAGUGCGUGCACUGGAGGCUGGGGAUGCGAUUGCGGUUUGGGGGCGGGCACGGUUUGGCGGGUGGUUGAACCACGUGCAGCGAGUGUCGGUGCGGGUGUUUUGGGCGAUCUAG